Fonsecaea nubica is the source of this 2070-nucleotide messenger RNA. RefSeq lists its product as hypothetical. Gene Ontology annotation, biological process: pentose-phosphate shunt. Gene Ontology annotation, cellular component: cytosol. Gene Ontology annotation, molecular function: transketolase activity. The coding region runs from base 1 to 2070 and encodes 689 amino acids. The transcript is spliced from 3 exons. The record is from RefSeq and is a predicted model, not a curated record. Lineage: Eukaryota; Fungi; Ascomycota; Eurotiomycetes; Chaetothyriales; Herpotrichiellaceae.
AUGCCAAGUCUCACGAACGGACCUUCUACCACAGUCAACGGCUCCUCUGCUCCAUCCAUCUUGACCGACGAUGAGCAAGCAGUUCGAGACCUGAGGAAGUUCAUCAUCGAUAUCUGUCGACAGAACGGCGGUGGUCAUGGAGGGUCGGCGAUUGGGAUGGCGCCUCUGGGCGUGGCUCUGUGGCGCCAUACAAUGAGAUACAAUCCAAAGAAUGCCGACUGGUUCGAUCGAGAUCGGUUCGUGCUGUCGAAUGGCCACGCUGCCAUGUUCAUCUAUACCAUGUUAUAUGUGACCGGAUAUCCGAAUAUGACAUUGGACGAGUUGAAGCUAUACGGCUCGGCCAAGGCAGUCGAUCCGGAGACUGGCAUCGAAGUGACUACUGGGCCGCUUGGUCAAGGGGUAGCGAAUGCGGUAGGCCUCGCCAUCGCCUCGAAGCACUUGGCAGCAACCUUUAACAAGCCCGGCUACGACAUCGUUCGUUCUCGGAUCUACUGCACCACGGGCGAUGGAUGUCUUCAGGAAGGAGUCGCCCAAGAGGCCAUGGCUCUUGCAGGUCAUCUUCAGCUCGAUAACCUCGUCCUCUGCUACGACAAUAACCAGGUCACCUGUGAUGGCCCUCUAGAGUGGAUUGUGUCCGAAGACACCAAUGCCAAAAUGCGCGCAAUAGGAUGGAAUGUUAUCGAUGUUUUCACAGGGGAUGGCUCGGUCGACGACAUUGUCUCAGCGCUGAAGCUUGCCCGGUCUACCAAGGGCAAACCUACCUUCAUCAACAUCCGUACCACAAUCGGUUACGGGACGUCCACCGCGGGUACUUUCAAGUCGCAUCACGGCACCUAUACUGAUGAGGAUGCCGCAAUCUACGCGUCUGCCGACGUAUCAACCACACAUACUCUGUCAGAACAGACAAAAGCGUACCUCGCUGGGUGUGAGGCAAGAGGCCAAACUCUUGAAGAGGACUGGAAUGACCUCCUUGUGGCCUAUAACAAAGCUUACCCCACCGAAGCUAAGCUACUGUCCGACCGAAUGAAUGGCAAGGUCGACUAUGAGUCUGUCCUUUCUUCUCUUCAAGUUCCCGAGGUCAUCCAAGCUACCCGACAAUUCAAUGGCACCGUCUUUAAUACCCUCAUGUCACAUAUUCCACACCUCAUUGCUGGUGGCGCCGACCUCUGGAACAGCAAUCAAAUGGGUGACCAGACGUCUCGGAUCUAUUCCGGAGGGCACCCAGAGGGCCGCGUCAUUCGAUAUGGCAUUCGCGAACAUGCAAUGGCAUCCAUCUCGAACGGACUAGCAGCCUACAGUCCCGGCACCAUUAUCCCUAUCACGGCGACAUUCUUUAUGUUCUACUUGUACGCAGCGCCUGGCGUACGUAUGGGUGCACUAAGUCACCUCAAAGUUAUCCACGUGGCCACCCACGACUCGAUCGGCGAAGGCCAGAAUGGUCCAACUCAUCAGCCUGUCGAACUCGACUCUUUGUAUCGAGCGAUGCCACACCUAGCGUAUAUCAGACCCUCUGAUGCCGAAGAAGUCAUAGGUGCUUGGUCGACCGCGUUAGGUCCCGCCACUAAGGAGAUGUCGGUUAUCAUCUCGCUGGCUAGGGACCCAGCAAUCAUCGCGAUACCAAACACAGAUCGAGCCAAAGUCGCCCGAGGCGGAUACGUGAUUGUCGAGCAGAGCGAUGCCGUCGUCACUCUCAUUUCUUGCGGCUCGGAAUUGCAAUUUGCCGUAGCGGCGGCGAAUCAGCUGACAGAGCAGCACGGCAUUUCGACACGGGUGGUAAGCAUGCCGUGCAUCAGCCUGUUCGAAGCCCAACCCGAGACAUACCAGAAUGAAGUUCUUGGGUUAACGGAACAUGUGGUUAGCGUCGAAGCCUAUGUCAGUAGCAUGUGGGCAAGGUUUUGUACAGCAAGCGUGGCGAUGGAUGGCUUUGGGUAUUCCGGAGCAGGCACUGAAAACUUUAGGAGGUUUGGCAUUGACGAUAUCGGGAUUGUCAAGAAGGGCUCGAGCUUGAUCCAACGAGACGAUGAUCCCGGCCUGCUCUCAUGGCCCUGUGUUGAUCUCGGUGGGAACUAG